AUGACGGUAAUACAGCAGGACAAACUCAGGAUCGCAGUCAUAGGCGCAGGCCCCGGCGGGUUGGCAGCGACCAUCAACCUCCUCCGACUACCUUUUGUCGAGCUCAGCGUAUUCGACCAGGCUACAGAGCUGCGUGAAGUCGGCGCUGGAAUCAGCAUCAACCAGAAUACGUGGCGACACUUGCAGCUGCUCGGUGCGGCAGAGGCUAUUGAGCAGUAUACAAAGCGAGGCGAUGGUACCAAGAUUGCCCUGGAGCAGAGGAACGGCAGAACGGGAGAACUGCUCAAGAGGACAUACCAAUCUGUCGACCCCAACAAACCCGCCCGGUCCCGUAUAGAACGCUACAAACUCCAACAAGCCCUCCUCCAACAGAUUCCCCAAGGCCUUAUCCAGCUCAACAAGAGACUGGAUUCUAUUGAUGAAUCGAACGAGGAAGGGGUGGUCUUGACGUUUAAGGAUGAGAGUGUAGAGGGGCCGUUUGGGUUGGUGGUGGGUGCUGAUGGGAUCCGAUCUGCGGUAAGACAACACACAUAUCCCUCCCACCGCCUAUCCUACACCGGCAAAACCGCCUUCCGAACCCUCAUCCCCGCCUCCGCCGUCGCCCACAUCCCCAACCUCCCCCCCGCAUCCACCUUCUGGCACACUGCCAAGACGCAUGUUUAUACGAAUUUUCUGGAUGGGGGGUUGUUUGAGAUUGCGACGAGGGCAGAGAUUGCGGAUGAUCCUGAGAAUGGGCGGGAAAAGGUUAGUUGGGGUCAGAAGGUUGGGAGGGAGGAUGUUGUUGGGUAUUACGUUAACUACUGCGAGACGAUCCGUCAAGUCAUCGCCGCCCCUACCGAAUGGCUCGAAUUCGCCAUGUUUGGCGGACCGAGGUUGGAGAGCGUCAUUUCAAAUGGAAGGAUAGCUUUGUUGGGCGAUGCUUCUCAUCCGCUGUCGGGCGCAUUUGGUUCAGGUGCAGCAUUCGCCUUUGAAGACGCCUACGUCCUCGCUCAAUCCCUGUCCCUCACCCACACCCACCGUCACCGGACCGACAGGGGUGAAGGGGCGAGCAAGGCUGCAGUCGGGGAAGCGUUGGAGUUGUAUGAUGGGGUGAGAUCGCCGCAUUACAAGAAUCUGGUACAUCCUCUUCCUCUUCCACGUCCUCCAGUCUCCAACUCAUCCCUCCUCCUCCUCCCACCAACUUUCAUUUUCCCAAAAGCCCUAGCUAAUAAGAAGGAACAGUAUUCAAUCCUCAACGCCUUCUCCCACAACACACACGCCACAGCAGCUUCCCACCCCCCAGGAGUGGACGAAGAUGCGUAUAUAGCAGAGACGACGCGGCGUAAUUGGUCGGCUGAGAAUGAGUGGAUUUAUACCUACGACGUCACCGACGUCUGGGCUGGAAAGGUUCGGGAACUAGAGCAGGAGAAAGAGGCGAAAGAGGUGGGAGAGUUGGGGCAGAAGGUGAAAGUGUUGAGCGUUGGGGAUGUGCCCAAGGAGAAUGUUUUCGCCACGCCGGUGGAAGCUUGA
Messenger RNA from Cryptococcus wingfieldii CBS 7118, 1509 nucleotides. RefSeq names its product salicylate hydroxylase. Lineage: Eukaryota; Fungi; Basidiomycota; Tremellomycetes; Tremellales; Cryptococcaceae. The record is from RefSeq and is a predicted model, not a curated record. Bases 1 to 1509 code for a protein of 502 amino acids. Gene Ontology annotation, molecular function: FAD binding. Gene Ontology annotation, biological process: secondary metabolite biosynthetic process. The transcript is spliced from 6 exons.